This is a messenger RNA of Trichoplusia ni (cabbage looper), 4554 nucleotides long. RefSeq names its product Down syndrome cell adhesion molecule-like protein Dscam2. Bases 30 to 4322 code for a protein of 1430 amino acids. Lineage: Eukaryota; Metazoa; Arthropoda; Insecta; Lepidoptera; Noctuidae. The transcript is spliced from 29 exons. The record is from RefSeq and is a predicted model, not a curated record. Gene Ontology annotation, molecular function: protein binding. Gene Ontology annotation, biological process: cell-cell adhesion.
CAGAUAUAUACGUAUUUUUCAUUUUUGCAAUGAUAUCCUCAAGUUAUCCUUUUCAAGGCAAAUUGUAUUUAAACCAACACUAUUAUGAACUCGGCGGACUUUGCAAAUUAUAUAAAAAAUCUAUAUUUAUCACUUUUAUUUCAGGCCUCGACAGAAGAAAAAGACUUGCAGACUCCAGGGUAGUCAUAACCCAACAUUUUACUGAAAGAACCGUCACUUCAGGGGGCGAUAUCAGCAUGCAGUGUGCUGCCUCUGGCGACAGGCCACCGCAGUUUGUAUGGGAGCGUGAUGGUAUCGUUGUGUCCAGUACUACUGAUCCAAGAUACGCUCUCGGUCAGUUGAUGACGUCAGACAAUUCGGUAGUGACACAGCUAAACAUCACUAGAGUCAGGGUUGAAGAUGGAGGUCUAUAUACGUGCACAGCAAGAGAAGGAGACCAUGUAGCUUCUCAUGAGAAUCGGCUGGAUGUUUAUGGGCCACCAUACAUCCGAUCACUGCCACCCAUCAAAGUCCAAAGUGGAGAAUCUGUGAAUUUGAGAUGUCCAUUCUAUGGAUAUCCUAUCAGUAAAAUCGAUUGGGAAUACAAAGGCAAACUUUUAACAUCCAACGCUAUUUUCCAAACACGCUACAAAAGAUCCCAUUCAAAACGGAAAACAAGACGAAAUGCUCCAAGCGUCAACAUCAAUGGGAUUCUAUCUAUACCUGAGAUAUCUAAGGAGUCCAAUGGAGCUAUAUACACCUGUAUAGUAACCAGCCCAUCAGGAGAAAUGGCUAGAAGAGCCUUUGAGAUACAGGUCAUAGAAGCACCUGUUCUAGAUGAUCUGUUAUUAGGAACGAAUUUGCAAGAAGGUCAAAUUGUAAAUAUUUAUUGUAAUGUACGUACCGGGGAUUUGCCGAUCCAUUUUGAGUGGCUGAAGGAUGGGAAAAGGAUUCCUAGUGCUUUGAAGGUAGUGGAAAGAAAUUCCGAGCUAUUCAGUGCUCUAGUAAUAAAGAAGGUGUCUUUGGAGCAUUGCGGGACGUACACCUGCGUUGCAUCGAAUCACGUAGCGAAAGUUAAUCGGUCGACUGAGUUGUAUAUAAAAGUGGCGCCAAAGUGGCUUGAAGAACCAACAAACUCCUCACUUCUUCUGGGGAGGAAAGGGGCAGUGUCUUGUAGCGCCAGUGGAUACCCACAGCCACAAGUGCACUGGAUGAAAAAGGAUGCUCUCCUAGGUACAUGGCAACCAGUUCUGGAGCUUGCUGGUGGUGGUAUCCUCAGUCUUCCUAAUGGGACCCUGAUUAUUGAGGAGGUGUCGCUAGCAGACGAGGGAUUGUAUUCCUGUAAUGUUGAGAAUGGUGUUGGGCAGCCAUUGAGCAAGACUGUCUGGAUGAGUGUUAAUAAGCCCGUCCAUUUUGAAUCAUCAUCAACAAACGUGACGUCACAACUUGGCCACCCCUUCACAUUAGAAUGUAAACCUUUAGGAGAUGAACCAAUCAGAGUGACGUGGACCCAUGAUGGUAAUACACUGGAGUUUGUUAAUCAAAGAGCAAAAGUAUCAGAAACAAAGACCGCUCUUGGUGUGAUCAGUACGAUAAACCUUCAGUAUUCGGAGACAGCAGACGCUGGACUGUACCAGUGCAGAGCAAGUAAUCCUUAUGGAACUGCUAGUUUUAAUGUGCAUCUAACUAUAUUAGAGCCCCCCACGCCGCCGUCGGACGUCCGCGUGGAGUCGGUGCGCGCGCGCGGCGCCGUGCUGUCGUGGCGCGACACGCUGCGGGCGCACGCGCGCCACUACAGCCUGCAGUACUCGCACACGCACUACAGCGACGCCAUCUGGGAACAUGCUACUACUAUUAAUGUUACGAGGAAAGAACAGGACCUCCGUCAAACGAUGGAGCUUCAAAACCUCCGCCCAGCAACGCCUUACGCCGUGCGGGUCGCUACUGGGAACGAGGUCGGAGUGUCCAUGUACACCGCACCAAUACAUUUCACUACCCCUGAAGAAGCUCCAUCAUCAGCUCCGGUGAAUUUACAAGUGGAACAGACGGAGAACCCUGGAGAACUGUACGUGUCGUGGUCGGCGCCGUUGAAGGAGACUCAUAACGGAGUUAUCGUUGGAUAUCAUGUUAAAGCUGUGCCUCAGAGUAUAGGUUCAGUUUCGGAUGAGGCUGACACUAGAACUGUGAAAGUGUCUCAAAUGUCUGGAAAACAAGAAACCCUACUUAGCGGACUGAUGAAGAAUACCAGGUAUGCUGUUUCUGUGUCAGCCUUCACGAAUGCUGGGUCCGGACCAUUCUCUCUACCUGUAUUUCAAGAUACAAGAGAGGGAGCUCCAGAACAAGCUCCAUCAUCAGUGGAGUGUACCGCAGUGUCCUCCACAUCAUUGAGGAUCGGAUGGCAGCCGAUAGGUCUUCCUGGACAAGGAAACUCUUUAGUAGGAUAUACCGUGUUAUAUGCUACGGACGAAGCGGCCUGGCAGAAUCAAACGUCGUUGCAUACAGAGCUCUAUCUUCAAGGCCUGCUAAAGUACACAAACUACACUUUGAAGGUGGCUGGAUUCUCAAACUACGGAGCUGGACCAUAUUCUUAUCCAAUCGUCUGCGCUACAUUACAAGAUGUGCCGGGACCGCCAGCAGACAUCAAAGUUCUAGUCCUAUCUUCGUCAUCACUGCUCAUUAGUUGGAAGAAACCCACCCAUCCGAAUGGGGAACUGCUCUACUAUACUGUCUAUGUAAAGCCAACUUCAAGCAAUGGUCCGCCACAGACAUUCCGCGUAGAAGCGGAAGGUCGGUGUAGUGCCGAGGUGAAGGAGCUGACGGCGGGGCGCACGUACGAGGCCUGGGUGGCCGCCAGCACCGCCGCCGGCCAGGGCGCCGCCUCUGCCAGGGCCGCGCACACGCCUACACACAGAGUGGUGGCUGGAGUCGCGUCUCUUGGUGGGACAGUGUCCGUGGGAGUGGGGAGCUCUCUGCUACUGGUAUGCCAAUGUGUUGGCAUCCCGCCACCGCGCACCGUAUGGUACCACAAGCACAACAUCAUCACUCAUCAUCCGAGAUUCACUAGGAAUCAUGAUGACAGCCUCUUAAUUAAUAACAUAGACCAAUCCCUCAGUGGGAACUACACGUGCUUAGCCAAGAACCUAUACGGUUCUGACUCGGUGGAGUACACCGUGAUAGUACUGCCGCUACCUGAAGCUCCGAUACUAAGAGCGACGCCGUAUAAAGACUCUAUACUCGUAGAAUGGGAACAGCCUUACUAUUCGAUUAGUAAUAAGACUGCUGGGCAGAAGAUUAGUUACAGUCUAACUUGGAAAGAGGCCAAUAGUCCGUGGCGGGAAGCAUGGCCAACGAACAAGCUGCCCAAUCUGUCCGGAGUUCAGAAACACGCUCUAACCGGACUGAAGUGCGGCACCAAGUACUCUUUACGAAUCACAGCGACUAACAAAGUUGGGACCUCACAACCUGCUUAUUUGGACGUCAGUACUUUGGGAGGAGUACCAAUACCACCCGUAACCAACGAAUGGCUCUGGAGCAAUGCCUCCCACAUCUACGUGCAGCUGGCUGGCUGGGACCACGGAGGCUGUCCGCUGAGGGUCCUCGAUGUGGAGUACAAGCAGCUGGGCGCUCGGGCCUGGACUAGAGCUCAUAAUAAUAUGCCAUAUUCAGAACUAUCAUCGUGGAACCUCCCAUCUCUGUACCAAACAAAGAUCCCGACGUACGCUGUCUCGGAUUUAUCGCCGGGCACUUGGUACCAGGUGCGAGUGACCGCGACAAACGAAGCUGGAAGUAUCACUACAGUCUAUAACUAUGCUACGAAGAAUGAGGAUGGCAGUGAAAUUGGUCCCCCAUCCGAACUCUUCGAUUUGAACAUGCUGGUGAUAAUCUGCAGUUCCAUACUCCUCACCAUAUGCCUUCUAAGCUGCAUAUAUAUCCUGGUCAAGAGACAAAGAACCGGCAACCUUACAGAAUACCGGGACUCCAUAACGGUGGACAACAAAUCGGAGAGCGGCAACCUGACGGCGAACACAUCACACACGAAUCUCGCCAAUGUGAAGGAAAAUGCAAUGAAUGCUCAGAACAGGAUAUACAGUGCUCCGAUACAUAUGCGGAAUAAUAGUAAACAUGAGUUGUACGAGAUAAGCCCAUACGCCCAGUUUGCUGUCGGCUUCCGGACGUUCGGUCACGUGGAGAACCAGGACAUGCCCAGUCGACACGCCAAACACAGAUACGAUACUGAAACCAGUUUUCAAGUGUGUUCAGAAUCUGAGGACAGUGACAGCAUAUCAAAAUCCACCCUUAAAAGUGUUCCAAGAAAAGUCUGCCGAACCCCGCACCACAGAUAACUAAGCAGUGAAUUUCAGUACCCAAACUCAUUCGUCUCCAAGGACCAUAUUUCUUAAAAACUCCGAAAAGUUCUAGCUACUCACUGCCUACAAUUUUGUUAUUCAAACUUUUAGAAUAAACGUAUACUAAAACUACAUAAAUAUUAAAAUAGAAAAUUGAUAGAAAUAAGACAAUAUGGAUUUGGAAAGAAACAAAAAACCUUAUGACAUUCAGCUUUUAAAUCUAUAUCUA